UUAACUCCUUCCCAUCCAGUGCCACCAGACCAGCCAAGACUUACUGUGUCCAAAACCACAUCUUCUUCUAUCACUCUUUCCUGGAUACCUGGAGACAAUGGUGGUAGUUCUAUCCGAGGUUACAUACUGCAGUACUCUGAAGAUAAUAGUGAGCAGUGGGGUAGUUUUCCCAUUAGCCCUAGUGAACGGUCCUACCGUUUAGAGACGUUGAAAUGUGGUACCUGGUACAAGUUCACACUAACUGCUCAGAAUGGAGUGGGACCAGGACGCAUCAGUGAGAUCAUAGAGGCCAAAACACUUGGAAAAGAGCCACAGUUUUCCAAAGAACAAGAACUCUUUGCCAGUAUUAACACCACUCGAGUACGAUUGAACCUUAUUGGCUGGAAUGAUGGUGGUUGUCCAAUCACUUCCUUUACCCUGGAGUACCGGCCAUUUCGGACCACAGUAUGGACAACAGCUCAGCGGACGUCACUUUCUAAGUCCUACAUACUAUAUGACCUCCAAGAAUCAACUUGGUAUGAACUGCAAAUGAGAGUGUGCAACAGUGCAGGCUGUGCAGAGAAACAGGCCAAAUUUGCCACACUCAACUAUGAUGGCAGUACAAUCCCUCCACUCAUUAAAUCAGUUGUCCAAAGUGAGGAAGGUCUGGCGACCAACGAAGGGCUAAAGAUGCUGGUGACCAUUUCCUGUAUCUUGGUGGGGGUCUUGCUGCUUUUUGUGCUUCUGCUGAUUGUGCGAAGGAGGAGGAGGGAGCAGAGACUGAAGAGACUCAGAGAUGCAAAGAGUUUGGCUGAAAUGCUUAUGAGUAAGAACACCAGGACCUCAGAUACACUUAACAAGCAGCAGCAGACACUGAGGAUGCACAUAGAUAUUCCCAGAGCUCAGCUUCUGAUUGAAGAGAGGGACACAAUGGAGACCAUUGAUGACAGAUCAACAGUGUUAUUAACUGAUGCUGAUUUUGGAGAGACAUCUAAACAGAAGUCAUUGACAGUUACUCACACAGUACAUUACCAGUCUGUCUCACAAGCUACUGGACCAUUGGUUGAUGUUUCUGAUGCCCGACCAGGAACAAAUCCUACUACAAGAAGGAAUGCAAAAACUGGGCCAACAGCUCGCAACAGGUACGCUAGUCAAUGGACUCUCAACAGACCCCAUCCCACUAUAUCAGCCCAUACCCUCACCACAGAUUGGAGGCUGCCAACACCCAGAGCUGCAGGAUCAGUAGACAAGGAAAGUGACAGCUACAGUGUCAGCCCCUCACAGGAUACAGAUCGAGCAAGAAGCAGCAUGGUCUCCACAGAAAGUGCCUCCUCUACGUACGAAGAGCUAGCGAGAGCAUAUGAACAUGCUAAGAUGGAAGAGCAGCUGAGACAUGCCAAGUUCACAAUUACAGAAUGCUUUAUAUCAGACACAUCAUCGGAACAGCUAACGGCAGGGACUAAUGAAUACACAGACAGUCUGACCUCAAGCACACCAUCAGAAUCGGGGAUCUGCAGAUUUACUGCUUCACCCCCCAAACCUCAGGACGGAGGGCGCGUGAUGAACAUGGCAGUUCCAAAGGCACAUCGGCCAGGUGACCUCAUGCAUUUGCCACCGUAUCUUAGAAUGGACUUUUUGUUGAACCGAGGCGUUUCAGGCACUAGCAGAGACCUGGGUUUGGGCCAAGCCUGCUUGGAACCUCAGAAAAGCCGAACCUUGAAGCGUCCCACAGUUCUGGAGCCGAUACCUAUGGAAACAUCCUCCACAAGAGAAGUACAGUCAUGGCAACCUGGUGCCGUGGCAACAUUACCUCAGCGAGAAGGGGCUGAGCUAGGACAGGCAGCUAAAAUGAGCAGCUCCCAAGAAUCCCUGCUGGACUCCCGGGGCCACUUGAAAGGAAACAAUCCCUACGCAAAAUCUUACACCCUGGUAUAACAAAAAGAGCAUGGCUGGACAGUGGCUGUAAAUACUUACAAUUAAAAAAAACAAUCAAAGCUACCUUUUUUAUUGAAUUCCAAUAUUUAUAAUUAAAGAAGAUUGCCAAAAUAUUUGAAAAAAAAUGCAAACUAUAGACAGUGCAAAGACUCUCCUGCUUUUUUUCUGUCUGAGCGUGAGCUUCAUCUGACUGGACAUCUGAAUUUUUGGGUAAAAGAAGUCCAGUUUUCUGAUCUUCACAAGCUUUUGUGUUUUUACUGAUUUUCUACAAAGUGCAUGGGGACUAAAUAAAACAUUUUAACUGGAAGUUCCAUCACACAAGAUUAAAAAGAAGGAAAACAAAUCACCCUAUUUGUGAAUUUAACAGGGAGAUUGAUCUGGGAAAUCAAAAAGUCUUUUGUCAUGUUUGCACACUUUUUUUUUUAAUUAGAAAAUGGGCCCUUGAUCGAUCUUUUUGUUUUGUUGUUAAUUAGGAUGAGUGCUGUCAGUGGAGUGUAGGGGAUCAAUUUGCUUUUGGUUUUUCUUUUCUUUUUUUUCAAAUAAUUUAAUGAGACACUCUUUGCAUUUUGUCUAU
Molecule: messenger RNA, 2488 nt
Organism: Chelonoidis abingdonii (Abingdon island giant tortoise)
Lineage: Eukaryota; Metazoa; Chordata; Testudines; Testudinidae
Source: RefSeq, a predicted model, not a curated record